AUGGGGGCAUGGAAACGCGUGCUCGCACCCCGCAGUGGGGGCGGCACAGCCACGCCGUGCGGGACCCGCUGCAGCUCUGCCCCGAGGCUCCGGCGGUUCGGCUGCGCUCCCUCAGCGCGGUGGCGCCGGCGCGAAGGAGCGGGAGGCGCCGCUCCCCGCCCCGCGGGCGGCCCCGGCCCGGCCGGCCCCCGGUCGGACAACGCCCCCGGCCCUCACGCCGCGGCCGGGCCCGCCGCCCGUGGCAUUUCCUCUGAGCUCACUCGGCGGCUGACGCGGCGCCGCUUCCCUCGGAAGAGGAAGGCUCGCAGCGGAGCAGGCAGGCAAGGGGGGCGACCGCCGUGCCGGCGGGGUAGCAGGGGGAAAGCAGCGGCGCGGCCCGCGCUGGGGGCGGCCGGGGCGGAGGAGGGGGGCGGCGGCGGCGGGGCCGGGCGCUCCCCGCCCGCGGGGCUGGGCGGCGGCCCCCGCCGUGGCCCGAGCCCCCGCCGCGCCGGGCCCGUCUACACCGUCAACCUGCGGGUGCUCUGGCCGCUGGCGACCGCUCUCUGCACCGCGCUCCUCUGCCUCUACCAGGCCCUGCGGGGCGGCUCGGCCGGGGAGGGCGCGGCGGAGGCGGGCUCCGUCCCGCUGCUCAAGGGCUCGGCACUGCUGCUGCUGGGCUGCCUGCUGGCUCGCUGCUGCGGCGGGGCGGGUGGCGGCCCGAGGCCCGGCGGGUUCCGCUUGGCGGGGUCGGCGGGGGCGCAGCGCGACGCCCUAGAGCGGUUCUACGUGCGACAGCUGCGGGUGUCGCCCCACGUGCUGGGGCACAGCAAGGCGCACGUCGGGCGCGUCGUGGCCGAGCUGGUGCGCGCCGCCAAGGCGCAGGGGCUGCAGCCCGGCCCGCUCGCCCUCAGCCUGCGCGGGGACUUCGUGCGCAUCGGCAGCGCCUACGAGCAGCACAAGGUGCGCAGCCCCGACUGCUUCGACAUCCUGGUGCCCCUGCGGCUGCCGCCCCACCUGGAGCCGCAGCCGCGCUGCGCCGAGGGGCUGGGGCCGCACGGCGCCUUCGUCUGCGGCCUGCGGGCGAGGGGCGGCUGGCCGCGCCGCUACCGGCCCUUCGCCGAGGGCUUCUGCGUGGAGCUGCAGGGCCGCUGCCACCUCUCCUCGGCGCUGGUGCUGCGCUGGUUCCAGGGCCACCUGCAGCGCUGCCUGGGCGCCGUGCGGUACCGGCUGCAGGAGCGCUGCCGCAUCAACCUCUCGGCCUGCCCAGGCCGCCCGCCCGUGCUGCACAUCGUGCCCUGCUCCGACUACGUCUGCUGCCACAUCUCCAUGGCCGUGCGCCUCAUCCCCGCCAUCCCCAUCGGCGACGCGCUCUACCUCACGGCCCUGCCGCCCGAGGGCCCGCUGCCUACCCCGGCCCCCGAGGCCGUGUGGGGCCUCAACGCCUCGCGGCAGGAGCAGCGGCUGCUGAGCUGGCUGAAAGAGCAGGCCCCGGCCUCCUCCUGCCACCUCAAGUGUCUGCAGAUCCUCAAGGGCCUGCGGGACCUCCGCGGGCAGGGCCUGGAGGAGCCCUUCAGCUCUCAGUGGAGCCGGGUGCUCUCCUCCUACGUGCUGAAGACGGCCCUGUUCUCCCUGCUAAUGCAGGGGCCCCUGGAGGCCUGGGACGAGCGGUUCCUGGUGGAGCGGCUGGAGGACCUGGUGCUGUACCUCAGGGACUGCCUGCGCAAGCAGGUGCUGAUGCAUUUCUUCCUGGGCAACACCAGCCUCCCCGAGGCCGUGGCGGUGCCCCGGUUCCUCAAGGAAGCUGCCCCUGUGAACUUGCUGGCUGCCUUUGAUGGGCUCAUGCUGGACCUGUCAGCUUUCCAGCUGAUCAACACCUGGAUCCAGGCCCCGCACAUCAUCAGGAUGUACAGCAGCCCCCGGUACUUGCGACCAGUGCCCACCCCGUGCCGUCAUGUCACCGAGGCCAAGCAGGAGCCACCAGCAGAGUGAGCCGGUGGUGUCCCUGGACUCUGCCAGGCAGCGCACGCUCGCAGUCUGCUAGUCCAUUGAGAGCCCAUGUCUGCCUGAGGAAGGUGGGACCUGUUUGUGUGGUUCUGUGGUUUUGUCCCUGCCGUGAGAAGACUGGGAAACCAGAGGCCAAGACUUAAGGAAUUUGUGAUUCUUGUUUUUUAAUCUCAUUGCUUGUUCAUGGGGAAAUUGUGAAGUUUCUGGGGAAAUGCGUUAGUAGAGAAGCAUUACGUUCAGUCAGCUGACUGCGAACCUAGCUAUAACAGGCUUAAACUGGCAUUUCUGGAAAUCCAUUUUCACUUGUUGUCUUAGUGGCAAAUUUGACCUUUUUAUGAUAUUUGCUUUUUAUGAUGCAAAAUCCAUUUGGGAUUUAAAACUUGUAAGUGCAAACAGCCCCCCUAAUGUACCAAGAUGCUCUUAAAAUGCAGUGAGCAAUGGAGCAUGGUUGUGGAUCGCAGUUUGAAAUGCUCAAUGACAUGCUUUAAAUUGUGUAAUCUAAAAAUGCGUAAUUAAGUACGUUGUUCUGAAUAGAAAUACAGUGCAUAUGUUAAUGUUAAUGUAAAAUUGGGGUUCUUCCUCCAAACUGUCUCUGGUAACAGUAUGAAGAAUCUAGUUGCACGUUUCUGUGUGAAGGUUAUACUGAAGGAUUGAAAUAUAGAUAAAAGGAAACAAAUAGCACUUUAUUUUCACAAAGGCCUUCUCUUUAGGAUAAUUGGCUGCACUAAAUAUUGCAUUAGGAGGCAUUAGUAUUUGUUAAGGGAAUGAUGUUUGACAUCCCCAGGAAAACCUUCUUUUAAGGAAAUGCCAAAGAGGUUGGUUUGUUUGUGGGUUCUUGUUGAGUUGUAUUAUUUUUUCUGUCUUCAAGUAUUAUUAGCAUUUGCUUUACCUCAAGGACCAAAAACAAAACUAAGAAAUUGUAUAUUAUGUUUUGAAACAAACCUUAAACGAGCUCAAAUCUCAGUGCUGUAAGCUGACUGCUGCACCUUCCUGCUCUCUGAUAGGAGCUUGGGGGGAUUUUUGGAUGACUGCCUAGGCAGUUGUCUGAUUGUGGCAGUGUUUUGACCAAAUAACCCGAUGGGAAUUUCUAGUGCUGUGCUAUAGCAAAUCAUUACCUUGUUGUGGGGAGGAGAAAGUGAAGUGUUUCAGGGUACUUCAGAUUAUUUAGCACUGAUUCAUGGUACAGUGGCAGUCUAAGGCUGUGGAUUCCAGUGUCCCCUAAAUAUUCACAUCAGCCAUAUAAUUUCCACUUCUUGCCCAGUUAUGUCCCAGUCUCUGGAAUAACCUGCCGAGUUGUAACACAGCCAGUUCUGCAAGUGUCCUUAGCUCCUGGCGUAGGUACCUGGUGCAGGUGACCCUGAUGUGUCUCAGGGUGUCAGCAAAUUCAGCAUUUCAAUCCUUGCAUUAUUGGGCUGCCUGCUCAAGUAUUUGAUGUAUUAAGACACAAAAUGUGUUGCUGAAUUGCUGGUGCUCAGGAGGCUGAGGCCUCAUUACCCACUAUACUGUGUCCUAGGGGAACAGUUGGAAACAAGUUAUAAAUGACCAAGUGUGCCUUCUGGAAAGCUUUAGGGUAACUUGAAGUUACUAAUACACUCCUCUCCGUGCUGUACAUAACGAUACCAAUGUGCUUUAUCCAGAGUUCUGUGCAUCAGAGCACAAAGCAAACAUUUUCAAAAUCUAUGAAGCUUUAUAAAAAUCUAUUUUUCUAAAUGGAAACACUCCCUAGGCAGAUGUUUGCCUACUUCUGUCUGUUUUUUUUAACUGCUCUUGCAGUCUUAUUUUCAGGUAAUUAUAGCCUAGGUCACACUCGUAAACUGGGUUAUUUUUAUAUAGGAAGCACUGUGCUUCUUUCUACAAAUAGUGUAUUUAUAGGUAGUAUUGAUCAGUGUUCUUUACACAUGGUAUUUAAGUUAGCUACCUUGGUGUUUCGGGGUUGAGUUUUUUUGGUAGUAGACCAUGAUACAUACUAUUUUUGCAGACUCGUGUUAACUUGGUGUUUGAAAUAAGA
Molecule: messenger RNA, 3991 nt
Organism: Pezoporus occidentalis (night parrot)
Lineage: Eukaryota; Metazoa; Chordata; Aves; Psittaciformes; Psittacidae
Gene: ITPRIPL2
Product: ITPRIP like 2
Exons: 1
Coding region: 1-1968 (655 amino acids)
Source: RefSeq, a predicted model, not a curated record